This is a messenger RNA of Protopterus annectens (West African lungfish), 2707 nucleotides long. It is a transcript of the gene F13A1, whose product is annotated as coagulation factor XIII A chain. The transcript has 15 exons. Bases 149 to 2356 code for a protein of 735 amino acids. The record is from RefSeq and is a predicted model, not a curated record. Gene Ontology annotation, biological process: blood coagulation, fibrin clot formation; peptide cross-linking. Gene Ontology annotation, molecular function: protein-glutamine gamma-glutamyltransferase activity. NCBI's taxonomy places the organism in Eukaryota, Metazoa, Chordata, Ceratodontiformes, Protopteridae.
GCCUACUGGUGAAAGACUGUAGGAGGAGCCAAAGGUAGCCGUCCUGCAGUUUAUAUACCGAUCAAAGACAAACUGCAUUACUUGCCUUCAGCGGAGCGCCUGUUUCAAAUUUGGCUUGUAUCUGAAUUGUCGAGUAACAACUGCAAACAUGUCUGAAGGGACCACCGAUCCAGGGCAGAAACCUAAACACUUGACCAACAUCGGUCGCCGAGCAUCGCCGCUAGAUAUUUCAAACUCUGAGGAGGGCUCCAUCCCCGAAUUUGAAAGUUUUAUCAUGCUUCCAAGAGGAAUUCCACCAAAGCUAGAUGCUUUUCUUGAAGUGCUAUCCGUUGACUUACUGCGUCAUCCAACUGAGAUAAACAAGCAGCAGCACCAUACAGACAAGUAUGACUACCUUAACCUGAUUGUACGUCGUGGGCAAAACUUCACGAUGAAGAUAAAAUUCAACCGUGAAUAUAUUUCAAACAAGGACCAGUUCUGGGUGGAAUAUCUUAUUGGUCGGAGUCCACGGAUUGAUAAUGGCACUUACAUUGUAGCACCUUUGACUGAAGAACUAAAAAAAGAUAAAUGGGGAGCUAAAAUUUUAAGUAUCAGAGAUGAAACGUUGACCUUAGCCAUUCAAUCUGCCCCAGACUGCAUUGUAGGAAAGUUCCGCAUGUACAUUGCUGUAAUGACUCCUUUUGGAAUAAGAAGAACACCAAGAGAUCCAGGCACGGAUACCUAUAUCAUCUUUAAUCCGUGGUGUAAAGAUGACACUGUGUACAUGGAAAAUGACGCAGAGAAAGAAGAAUGUGUCCUGAAUGAUGUGGGCAUUAUUUACCAUGGAGAAUACAACAACAUUCAACACCGAAACUGGAAUUUUGGACAGUUUGAAUCACAGAUUUUGGAUAGUUGCCUGUCCCUGAUGGAUCGAGCAGAGAUGCCUCUCUCUUCCAGAGGAAAUCCUGUCAAAAUCAGUCGUGUUGCAUCUGCUAUGAUUAAUGCAAAAGAUGAUGAUGGAGUCAUUCUUGGAAACUGGACUGGUGAAUACCUGUAUGGAUUAAGCCCCAGUGCCUGGACUGGGAGCCAGGACAUCCUGCUAGAAUAUUACAACUCCCAUAGAUCAGUGCGCUAUGGACAGUGCUGGGUUUUUGCUGGUGUUUUUAACACAUUUAUGAGAUGUCUUGGAAUACCUGGAAGGGUUGUUACAAACUAUGUUUCAUCUCAUGAUAACGAUGGCAAUUUGAUCACUGACAUUAUACUGGAUGAAGAAGGAAAAGUUGACAAAGCUCAAGCACAGGAUUCAUACUGGAACUAUCAUUGCUGGAAUGAAUGUUGGAUGGCUCGGUCUGACCUUCCAGAAGGAUUUGGAGGAUGGCAAGUUGUGGAUGCUACACCUCAAGAGACAAGUGAUGGCAUGUACAGAUGUGGUCCUGCCUCUGUUAAGGCUAUAAAACAUGGCUUUGUCUAUUUACCAUUUGAUUCCCCUUUUGUGUAUGCAGAAGUUAACAGUGAUAUUGUUUAUUGGAAACGAUGGAGAAAUGGCAGGAAGGAAAUUGUUGACAUUGUUGGAAACCAGAUUGGAAAACUGGUUCUCACAAAGGAAAACGGAAAGAAUGCCCAAAUGGAUAUUACAGAUCAGUACAAGUUUCCUGAAGGUUCUGAAGAGGAAGCUAUUGCUCUGAAAGCUGCAUUGAUGUAUGGCACAAAAAAAGAAACAUCUAUACCACAGGCUUCAAAGGACUGUACUCUGCAGGUUGUUGUAGAUAGCAAAGUUCCAUUUGGAAGUGACUUUAACAUCAAAAUGGAUUUCGGAAACAACAGUAGACAAACGCUCAAUAUAAAGGCAUAUGUAUCUGGAAACAUUGUAUACUAUACUGGAGUCACAAAGAGAGAAUUUAAAAGCUCAACCUUUGAAUUUAAUUUGGAUUCUGGCAACUAUAAGAAAGAAACCGUGUUAAUAAAAUCAAAAGACUACAUGAAUCACAUCGUGGAGCAGGCCUUUUUGCAGUUUAUCACUACUGCAUCUAUAGAGCCAAGUGGACAGAUUGUGACAUCACUGAAUGUUGUAUCCCUCAUUGUCCCUAAACUGUCAAUCAAGGUGCUUGGGGAACCUGUAACAAGAAAUGAAAUUACUAUAUUGGUUGAAUUUACAAACCCUGUCAAGAGACCUUUGGAAAAUGUAAACCUUCGUAUUGAGAUGCCUGGAAAUAUGAGAUCCAAAACAACUAAAUACAGUUAUAUCUCUCCAAAUGAAACUGUAUCAUGGGCUGUCAAGUUUGUACCAUGGAGACCUGGCCUUCACUUAUGCUUUGCAAGUCUCGAUUGUGAUGCUCUACGGCAAGUGUAUGGGGAGACUGAAAUAAAUGUGAGAUAAGUGGUGAACAAGUGCCACUGCACAGCAAGGAAAUAAUAAUGAAUGUGUUUAUUUACUUUUAUGAUUCCUCAGCUUUGUGGUGAUGAAUCAUAUCAUAAGAGAUUAAAAUGGCUUUUGUUGUCAGGGAAUAUAAGCAUGCAGCAGAGUUGUGUUAAACAGCAAGUUACAGAAAGAGCCUAUGAUGCAGAAUGUUAUGGCCAUUUGCAGUUCAUGCUAGUACAUCUGUUAUAAAUGGAAAGCUAUUGCAUUCUAUCAUUAGAUUUAUUCAUUGUUUUCCAUAUGCCUGAAUGCUAUGUAUUACUCGGAAUCAAGUACAGUAAUAAACUUUUGCGUGACUUUAUUAAUAAAAAA